AAAGCUUUCAUUUGCAAUAAAGACAAAAUGGAAAGAAAGGACAUCGCAACAAUGCACGCUCGAGAUGCGCCGAGGGACACACAGCCACUCGGCAAAUGACUCCUUCAAAUCGGCAUUUUAUUUGCGUCGUAAUGCAUCCCCUCACAACGAUUUCCCCCUCGACGCCACGCAAUCCUGCUCACUGCGGUUCUCUUCCAUCGCGCAGGUAUAUAAAGAUCCCCUCGUCAGGUCCCUGUCAGAGUCGCCUCCCCUCGCCCGGCCAACACGCUGCCUGGCUUCCCUCCUGACGAUCUCUCCGGCGGCUUCCAGACAUGCAGAUCAGCACAGUUGUGGCGAUGGCGCUCCUGGUCGGCUCGGGAACGGCCUGUUUCAUCACCAACUGCCCUCCAGGUGGCAAGCGGUCCUCUCCCUCGGCACAGUUGGGUAGUGUCCGCACGUGCGCACAAUGCGGUCCGGGACUGCAAGGCCGCUGCUUGGGUCCCGACAUAUGCUGCGGACCUGAAAUCGGCUGCUACAUGGGGACCCGCGAGGCCUUCCUGUGCCGCAGCGAAAACCUGGUACCUGUGACCUGUAGGAACGACGACCUGAAGGCAUGCGGGCGGCAGCGUGAAGGGCGCUGUGCCUCCUCCGGCGUGUGCUGCACCGAAGCGAAGUGUGAAUUCGACAUGAACUGCGUGAUCGAGGGCGUGGACAGACACCGGUACUCCCUGUUGGACACUCUAACCGACGCCCAGUGGAUCUGAUCUGGCCUCUUUGACCUCAGGCUAUCAGGUCAACCUAGGCUGCCAACGUCAGAGUGCCGGAAAGCGUGAACUCUGCUUAUAGUGUUGUUCGUACGUGUCAUAGACAGAUUUUAUCUAUUCAUUUCCCCCCCCAACUCGGUCCUUACAGCACACACUGUUAUAAAAUCCACCUGCCACGAGAAGAUGGUCAAUAAAUCAUACCAUAUUAUCCUUCCUUAGGUAUACAUGUCAGCGACGAAGCUCAGAAACAUGGCUACUUAGUGUGUUAGAUUCUAAGGUUGUUCAGCGUGUUAGAAAUAGAAUUCCGUGCAGGGGUGUGGGGAGGGAAGGUCCUGUGCUCUCCCGCGAUGCUGGCUGGAUGCCCCUCCUCCGUCGUGCUCUCUCGGGGAAACUCAUCUCGGCGUCAGAUAUUUGUGUUUACAUGGUUGAAUAAAUGAAACUAUCUUGCUA
Messenger RNA from Penaeus monodon (black tiger shrimp), 1193 nucleotides. RefSeq names its product oxytocin-neurophysin 1-like. Lineage: Eukaryota; Metazoa; Arthropoda; Malacostraca; Decapoda; Penaeidae. Gene Ontology annotation, cellular component: secretory granule; extracellular region. The transcript is spliced from 4 exons. Gene Ontology annotation, molecular function: neurohypophyseal hormone activity. Bases 312 to 743 code for a protein of 143 amino acids. The record is from RefSeq and is a predicted model, not a curated record.